AUGGGUACCGAAGAAGCAAGAGGACUCAACUGCCUACCGAACGCUUUGAAGAAGAAAGAAACAGACACGGCAACCCAUGCUACCCAUGAGCCCCGAAGAGACAGGAGGACACAAUUGCGCAUCAAACCGACUCUGAAGGAAGGGAGGGAGGGAGGGACCUUCAGAGUCGGCAGCGAGGAGGGAGGGAGGAGCGCCAUAUGUCCUCUUGUUUCUUUGGGACUAGCUGCCUAUUAA
Messenger RNA from Penicillium verrucosum, 234 nucleotides. RefSeq lists its product as uncharacterized. NCBI's taxonomy places the organism in Eukaryota, Fungi, Ascomycota, Eurotiomycetes, Eurotiales, Aspergillaceae. The record is from RefSeq and is a predicted model, not a curated record. The coding region runs from base 1 to 234 and encodes 77 amino acids. The transcript has a single exon.